This is a messenger RNA of Drosophila persimilis, 516 nucleotides long. Its product is annotated as H/ACA ribonucleoprotein complex subunit 1. The record is from RefSeq and is a predicted model, not a curated record. Lineage: Eukaryota; Metazoa; Arthropoda; Insecta; Diptera; Drosophilidae. The transcript has a single exon. Bases 16 to 516 code for a protein of 166 amino acids.
UUGUAGACUCUCAGCAUGUCAGCCAAGUACGCCCUAAUCUUUGCCCUCGCGGCACUCUGCUGCCUGGUGGCCACCACAGAGGCAGCGGCCCAGCGUAGCCGGGUGCUCAGCGCUCGUCGCGGCUCCGAGCUGGUCGAGAGGACAGAAGGCAAGGAGGAGACCGAGGUGGCAGCACAGGAGCAGGAGCAGGAAGAGCAGCAGCAGCCUGAGGAUGGUAACCAGCUGGAAGGCCGCAGCGAAGACGAUGUGGCCCAGGCUGAGAACAAGCUGGAAACCACCGACAAGGAAAAGGACACUAUUGUGCGCCCCAACAAGGACGACGCCCGUGCCCGGCGCGUUGUUCGUGCCGGCCGCCGUCGUGGUGGACGUCGCGGCGGUCGCCGUGGUGGUCGUCGCGGUGGACGCCGUGGUGGUCGUCGCGGUGGACGCAGGCGCGGUGGUCGUCGUGGCUCUCGUGCUGGAGCCCGCCGCCGCAAGUCCGUGAAGAGGCGUUCCGGCAAGGGCAACCGAGGAUAA